CAUAUUGACACGUUGACAUGUUGAGCAUUGACAUGAUGACAUUGACGUGUUGACACAUAGAUGCUGAGCAUUGACGUGAGGACGUUGACGUGUUGAGCAUUGACAUGUUGGCAUAUUGACACGUUUGCUACCAACACGUUGACAUGUUGAGCAUUGAAUGAGGACGUUGUUGUGUUGAGCAGUGACAUGUUGACACGUUUGCUGUUGAUACACUGACACGUUGAGCGUUGUCGUGUUGACACACUGACGUAUUGACACGUUUGCAUUGAUACUGAGCAUUUACACAUCAAGUGUUGACACGUCAAGUGCUGACACGAUGACCUUGAGCGUUCAGACACCGUGAUGACAUCAGUAGGUUGACGUGAUGAUGCUGAGUGUUGUUGGUGUCCUCACAAAGCCUGAUAACCUUGGUCCAAAUCCAAACCGUGGCAUUUUGGAGCAUUUGAAGGAAUGAUUGAGGGGUUUUGGGUGUCCCUAACGUGUGUCCUCCCCCCCCUCUCCACGCAGGAGCUGAAGCUGCCAUGUGCCCGCGUGGUGGAAUCGAGCUGCGUCCUUGAUGUCCUCAUCAAGCUGCUGGAAGUGGUGCAGCCCUGCCUGCAGGCUGCCAAGGAACACAAGGAGGUGCAGACCCCCAAGUGGAUCACCCCGGUGCUGCUGCUCAUUGACUUCUACGAGAAGACGGCUGUGUCCUCCAAGAGGAGGGCGCAGAUGAAUAAGGUUCGGGGGUCCUGGGGGGGCUCAUGGGGGUCCUGAAGGGUUGUGGGGGUUCCUGGUGGGGCACACGAGGUCUUGGGAGGACGCGUGCGGGUCCUGGGGGGGUCACAGAUGGG
Molecule: messenger RNA, 830 nt
Organism: Phasianus colchicus (ring-necked pheasant)
Lineage: Eukaryota; Metazoa; Chordata; Aves; Galliformes; Phasianidae
Source: RefSeq, a predicted model, not a curated record